AUGAAAGGAUGUUUGUCUAACAAAGCAAGAGGGAGGAUUGGGCAUAAGGCCAUUAAAGGAGGUGAACUUAGUCUGCUGUUUAAAGUUGAUUUGGAGAAUCUUAUCUACUCGUUCAUUAUGGGUGAACUGGAUGCAAACAUAUCUUAUAAGGAAAGUGUGGAGUUGAGAAAUGGAAGGAAAACUUCCUUUUGGUACGAAGCUUGGUCUUCUUUGGGUCGGCUGCAGGAGGUUAUGGGUGGUAGAGGGCAUAUUGAUAUGGGGAUUCUAGUGAAUGAGAACAUCGAAGCUUGCAGAAACCACAGGAGACGGAGUCAUAGAGUUAAUAUUCUAAACAGAGUGGAGCUGGAAAUAGAAAGAUAUAAAGAAAAUUGGGUUGAUGAGGAGGAUAUAUCUCUAUGGAGAAAUAGUAAAGGGAAAUGCAUGAAAACCUUCUCCACCAGUGAAACUUGGCAGAACAUAAGGGAGAAGCAUACUUUAUGUUCUUGGUAUUCUGCAGUGUGGUUUAAGCAUGCUACCCCAAAGUAUGCUUUUAUAACAUGGAUGGUGAUGCUGGGAAGGUUGUCUACGGGAGAUCGUAUGAAAAAUUGGAAUGCUAAUGUAGAUGCUUCUUGUGUUCUAUGCAAUAACCCUCUGGAGACGGCAGAGCAUCUUUUCUUCCAGUGUUCUUACUCUAAGCAGAUAUGGGAAGUCUUAAUGAGUGUUGGGAAAUCAGUUCACGGGGGAAUAGAAUAG
This is a messenger RNA of Brassica napus (rape), 732 nucleotides long. RefSeq lists its product as uncharacterized. The transcript has 2 exons. Lineage: Eukaryota; Viridiplantae; Streptophyta; Magnoliopsida; Brassicales; Brassicaceae. The record is from RefSeq and is a predicted model, not a curated record. The coding region runs from base 1 to 732 and encodes 243 amino acids.